Geodia barretti is the source of this 771-nucleotide messenger RNA. The record is from the annotation of a GenBank genome assembly. Lineage: Eukaryota; Metazoa; Porifera; Demospongiae; Tetractinellida; Geodiidae.
AUUGUCGUAAAAAUCGGGGGCAGCACCCUGGGCAACAACGACACCAGCCUGAAGGACUUGGUGGCGUUGCAACAGCAGGGCCGCGACGUGGUGGUAGUCCAUGGCGGCGGCCCCGUGAUAUCUAAUUGGAUGCAGCGCCAGGGCAUUGCGCCCCGCUUCGUUAAUGGCUUGAGGAUAACCGACGCAGAAAGCCUGGACAUCGUAGUGGCCGUCCUUACCGGCCUGGUCAAUAAGGAACUGGUCGGCAUCAUGCACGGCCUGGGCGCCCGGGUGCUGGGAAUGAGCGGCAUCGACGCCGGCAUCCUGGAGGCCCGGGUCGCCAACCCUGACCUGGGAUUCGUGGGCGAAAUUACCAGGGUCAAUCCGGAACCCAUCAACGCGAUACUGGAUGGCGGCUACAUACCGAUGCUGGCGCCCCUGGCCAUGCAGGAACGGGACGGCUCCGAGCAUUCUGGCGGCGCCCUGAACAUCAACGGCGACACGGUGGCCGGGGAGUUGGCCCAUGCAUUGGGGUCGGAGCAUCUGAUUUUCCUGACCGACGUGCCCGGGGUGAUGGACGGCAACGGUCGGGUCAUGGCCCGCCUAAACCGUCGCCGGGCCAGCCUGCUGCUGAAUUCCGAUAUUGUGCGCGGCGGGAUGAUUCCCAAGUUGGAAGCCUGUGUUCGGGCCCUGGAAAGUGCCCCGGUAACGGACAUUGUGGAUGGGCGGGAACCCGGUGUUCUGCUGAAGUGCCUGGAAGGGGAAGGCGGCGGCACCCGCAUUACUGCCUAG